AUGUGCACUCACUACGUCGUCUACAAAAGCUGCAACAGACACUUCGACACCAAGAUAGUCAAAUGUGCUGCUUGCAAAGCGAGUGGAAGUUGCCCAAGUGGACCAAAAAUUGAGACAUCCAAUGCUGGAGAACCAUGUACAAGUGGCUGUCCCUCGUUAGAGAAUAUGCCUCCUCGAACCUUUAAACCGUAUUCGAAGGCGGCACCUCGGAAUUCUCCAAUCGUCUCCGACGGGACUAGUCGAGUGGAGCUGGAUAUUUUGUGGGCAUCCGUGCAGAUGAAGGGGUUUGGAGCUAGAGGCGAAUUUAGAACAGGGUCAGAAAUCUAA
Molecule: messenger RNA, 327 nt
Organism: Botrytis sinoallii
Lineage: Eukaryota; Fungi; Ascomycota; Leotiomycetes; Helotiales; Sclerotiniaceae
Exons: 2
Coding region: 1-327 (108 amino acids)
Source: RefSeq, a predicted model, not a curated record